Messenger RNA from Venturia canescens, 3481 nucleotides. Its product is annotated as late secretory pathway protein AVL9 homolog. The record is from RefSeq and is a predicted model, not a curated record. The transcript has 10 exons. Gene Ontology annotation, cellular component: cytoplasm. The coding region runs from base 281 to 2359 and encodes 692 amino acids. NCBI's taxonomy places the organism in Eukaryota, Metazoa, Arthropoda, Insecta, Hymenoptera, Ichneumonidae.
UCACGUCUUCGCUGCAAGGAUAAUGCAGCGAUGGUGGUUUUUUCUCUUAUCAUACACACGUUUAGAUUCGCCAGAGUAUGGCGCAUGUCGAUUCGUCUGCUACAUCGUUCAUCGGGACAGAGUUGUCAUGAAGUUUGACGUUGAUUCUUACUCCAAACCAUUAUAUUUUGACGUUUAGUAAUAAUGCUAAGCUGAGAAAUCAAAAGGAGGAAAGAAACAAUAACAGAAACAAAAAAGUACGAGUGGUCAAUGCAGUGUUGUCUUAAGUAGGUGAAAAAUAAUGGCAGAAUCCUCGGGACCGAUACUCCACGUUAUUGUCGUAGGUUUUCAUCACAAAAAGGGUUGCCAAGUGGAAUAUUCAUUUCCUCCCCUAGUGCCGGAUUCACCCAACGAAUGCCCAUUAGGCUGGAAAUACUUGCCGACUCUUGCUCUCCCCGACGGCUCACACAAUUAUGACGAAGAUACUGUUUAUUUUCACCUUCCCAGUCUCAUUGAUGCUAAGCGGACUGUUUUUGGUAUUUCUUGUUUCAGACAAAUCCCUGCCGAGAAUUUAAUCAAUCGUACUUCAGACAUUACAAGAGGUACAGUACAAAAGUCUGUGUGUGUUCUUAGUACUUUGCCACUGUAUGGACACAUACAAGUAAAAAUGGCUCUUAUAACUCACGCCUACUUCGAGGAGCGAGAUUUCAGCAAAGUUUCUUUGCUGGAAGACACUUACCAUCAUUUGAACGCUUGUAUAAGCGCAGACAGUCAAAUUCCACCGCAGGUCUUUGUCGGCCUAUCGGCGAGAGAUUUUAUACUCCAAUUCCGUCACAAAGCUCUGUUACUGUUCAAACUAUUGUUACUUGAGAAGAGAGUAGUUUUUUAUCAAUCACCUGUGCAGCCAUUGUGCGUUGCCAUAUUGACUCUUCUUUCCCUGCACCCUGGACUGAUCGAAAAUGGUUUGAGGGAGUCGGCUUGUGUCAACGUUAUCCCUUUGUUUUGCAGACCAUCGAGACCAAUGUCGCCGAUACCCAAUUUCGACGAGGAGGAGAAGGAAGAAGAAGGAGAAGCAGGUUUAAGGGUUAACUUCAACGAGGAAACUAGUGAAAAUUUUGUGAAGGAAAAACACGAAAAAGUCACUGAUAGAACGAAUGAAAAUUCUCUCUGCAUGAAUGACAAUAAAACGAUGGAGACAAUGGAAGGAAAAUGUAUCGACGAUUUGACUUCAUUGACGAGGAAAAAUAACAACGAACACGAAAAGAAUCAUGGGAGCAAAGUAAUCCUCGUUGAGAAUGGGGAAAUACGUACAAAUGGUGAUAAUUAUGACACUGUCAUAUCAAGCAACGCGAAAUAUUCACCAAAAAUACGUGAAAAUGUACACAGAGUUGCGAGCGGAAAUGCCAUCAAUUUAGCUAUGGGCGACGUCGUUGAUAAUGUACUUCCACGUGAUACCAGCAGUGAUGCCCUUUCCGAAGCUCGAUUGACAUCUAAUUUGACACAAAUCGCUAAUGUCAAUGCGGGCAACUGCGGCCUACCGUUGAAUCUUUUCACCAAAGGUUACCUCUGCUUGCCAUACUUGUCUCUGCCCUACCUCGAUCUCCUGGGUGACGUAAAUGUUAGCGGCUACAUCGUCGGAGCUACGAAUGUGUUAUUCAAACAAAAAAAACAGUUGAUCGAUAUUUUGAUCGAGGUCGAGAGUGCGAGAAUCGAAGCAAACGAUCCGGAGCUUCGUCGUCAAUUACAUUUGACAACGGAGGAUUUGAGAUUCGCGGACUACGUCGUUCGUCACGUGGCUGAGCCGCGGAAAGACGUUUUUCUUGACGGAGUCGGUUGGGAGGGCGGUGACGAAUGGAUUCGCACUCAGUUUCGCGUCUACCUCCUCAGCCUUGUUAGAACAACAUUGCAGAACGAUCCACGACAAACCGACCAUUUCAACUCGGCGUUCAUAAAUGCGUGGCGAGCGACAAACAAUUACAAAAGUUUGUCUAAAAUUGAACAAUCGGAGAUUAAUAAGAUCGAGCCUGGUCAUCCGUUUGCUGGACAACUUUCCGUACAAGAUAUGAAACUCAGGCUAUCGCAUACGAUGCAAAAUACCGAAGGUGGUCGAAAAAUAAAUCAAGCCAUGAUGACCACCGGAAGAGCGGUCGCGACCACAGGAAAGGCUGUUGGGGGCGCAAUAUCGCAGGCGAAGGGUGCAUUCACAAAUUGGUGGAGCACUCUUACGACAAUCCAACCUUUGGAUGUCGAUUUGAGAAACGACAAUCAACCGGAAGAGACAGACAAAGUGGAAACAAACAGGGAGGUGAUCGUAGUUUCAACGGAAUCGAAGCAGCCGGAUGUCAGUAACUCGGACGGCGCAAUUGUUCAUUCGGACUAACAGAACUCUCGAAUCUCUAAAAAAUAAUAUUAACAACGUCAAGAGAAAACUUUUUUGUACAGCCGUGAGAAUCGUUAUUCCAUUUUUUCCAUAAUACGUAAUAUAUGCAUGUAAAAUUUUUAUUCCGAUACUUCGAGGUAACAUGUCGUACUUUAUUUGUUCAUACCGAAUAAUUAGCAGGGUAUUAUUAUUAUUAGAUUUUUCUUAAGAUUGUCUAGAUUUUUAUGGAAUCAUGUGAUUAUUUAUUUCGUACAAAUAUUUCUUUUCAAUUACUAGUAAUAAAUAGAUUUAUGAUUUAGACUAGAAAAAGUAAAUACUUGAAAACGCGAAAGUGAGCCGGAAAUGAAUGCGAAAUUGAAUCUCUAUGAAAAAUAAUUAACUGAUGAUCAAAUAAUUACAUAAACAACUUCCCACAAUACUUUUUUCAAAUUGCAGUUCGAUGUUUUGUUAUUCGCUAAUAAAUGCUAAAACGAAAACUUCUUUUCGAGAUGAAACGAAACAAUUGAAUCGCGGAAAAGUAAAUCAAAAGACGUUCGAAAAACAUGUCAUUUUUCGAAAGUUUUUCUCAUUCAUUUAUUUUAAUGAAAAUGUGCUACUUAAGUUAUUUUCAAAUCUUUUCAACCGAAGGAAACGGUGAAACUGUAUAAAAUUGAGUAAUUAUUGAAUCGAUUCAUUUCUGCAUUAACCGCAUGCGACUGAGAUUUAAAAAGUUUUGUUCGCAUCCAAAUAUAAAUGCUCAUCAAAAAAUGCCAUCGUAAUUUAUAGUCAUCCGUUGUUGAACUUUAUAUAGAACCAUAUUUUUAUUUUAUUUAAGAUAGGCCGUGAACGUGAUAUAUUUUAUUGCUCCUGAAACAUUGAAGAAGAAUUUAGUAUUUAAGAGUCAAAUCAUUGCUCCUCGCCCUGCAUAAAAACGUACUGGUAAUUUUUAUUUACCGAAAUGUCUGUGCGAAUUGAAUACUCGCUGUACAAUAUAUACAUAUAUAUAUAUAUAUAGAUAUAAUACACAUGAAAAAGAAGAAGAUGAAUAUACAGCGUGCAAAUUUCGCUCAACAAAUUUUGAAGGGACGAAAAUUGAUGAAAUUUCCAUAUGGAGGAAACAAUAAAUGUUAGCGCCCACGAAAA